AUGAAAGGUGGCGGUGGUGUUGGUGACGGCAAAAAAGACUACCAAGCGGCCGUUCAUGAAGGGCUAUCAACGUUCGAUCAAUUGGGGAUUGCAUUAGAAGAUGUUGGCAAGUCGUUGGAAGCAGAAACCGCCACCACAGGAGGAGGGUUCCUUCCCCGAAUCAUGAACGAGACCUCGUCUCUAAAACGGAGAUCCUUCGAUCCCACAAACGAUCUUGUGAAUAUGUCGGUUGUUCCCGCGGAAACGAGUUAUGUUCUAUUCUUCCAGGUUCUGUUUCCUUUUGUUGUGGCGGGACUUGGUAUGGUAUUCGCCGGAUUAGUUUUAUCGAUAGUUGUCACUUGGCCAUUGUUCGAAGAAAUUCCGGAAAUUUUGAUUCUGGUCCCAGCACUACUUGGACUGAAAGGAAAUCUGGAAAUGACUCUGGCCAGUAGAUUAUCUACUUUGGCAAACCUUGGACAUAUGGAUUCCUCCAAACAACGGAAAGAUGUGAUUAUCGCAAAUUUGGCUCUAGUGCAAGUUCAAGCUACAGUAGUAGCCUUCUUGGCUUCUGCGUUUGCUGCUGCUCUCGCUUUCAUUCCAUCCGGAGAAAUCGAUUGGGCUCAUGGAGCAUUAAUGUGUGCAAGUAGUUUGGCAACGGCAUGUAGUGCGUCUCUCGUUCUUUCUCUACUUAUGGUCGUCGUCAUUGUGACUUCACGGAAAUACAACAUCAACCCGGAUAACGUCGCCACUCCAAUUGCGGCUUCUCUUGGAGACUUGACAACGCUCAGUGUUCUAGCGUUCUUUGGAACCGUUUUUCUCAAGGCUCAUAACACGGAAUCGUGGCUCAAUGGAGUGGUCAUUGUCGUAUUCUUAUUGCUGCUACCAUUUUGGAUUAAAGUUGCCAAUGAAAACGAAGGAACCCGAGAAACAUUGUACAACGGUUGGACACCCGUCAUCAUGUCGAUGUUGAUCAGCAGCGCUGGAGGUUUCAUUCUGGAGAAUGCGGUCAGGAAAUACCACAGUUUGAGCACAUAUGGACCAGUUUUAAAUGGAGUUGGAGGAAAUUUAGCUGCCGUUCAAGCCAGUAGACUUUCAACAUAUUUCCACAAAGCUGCUACUAUUGGUGAACUACCCAACGCAUGGACAAUUCACCGGUUUACCAGUUUCACGAGAGCGUUCUUUUCAAAAGAAUGGGAUUCCCGCUCGGCUCGUGUUCUUCUAUUGCUCGUCGUACCAGGUCAUAUUUGCUUCAAUGCCCUUAUCCAACUGUUUACCUAUACGUCAAAAGAUAACAUUACGCCUCACGGAGCACUAUUCACAAGUUUGUACAUGAUUGCAGCUAUUAUCCAGGUAAUGGUACUCUUGUACGUAUGUCAGUUCCUGGUUUCUCUACUUUGGAAGAUGAAGAUUGACCCAGAUAACUCUGUGAUACCAUAUUUGACAGCACUUGGAGAUCUUCUGGGAACUGGACUUCUCUUUAUAGUCUUCCUUACAACCGAUUACUUCGAUCCCGAUGAGCUUUUGGCCCCAAAACACUAA
Messenger RNA from Caenorhabditis briggsae, 1518 nucleotides. Gene Ontology annotation, biological process: monoatomic cation transport. The record is from RefSeq and is a predicted model, not a curated record. Gene Ontology annotation, molecular function: monoatomic cation transmembrane transporter activity. Gene Ontology annotation, cellular component: plasma membrane. Bases 1 to 1518 code for a protein of 505 amino acids. Lineage: Eukaryota; Metazoa; Nematoda; Chromadorea; Rhabditida; Rhabditidae. The transcript is spliced from 6 exons.